Molecule: messenger RNA, 3486 nt
Organism: Boleophthalmus pectinirostris (great blue-spotted mudskipper)
Lineage: Eukaryota; Metazoa; Chordata; Actinopteri; Gobiiformes; Gobiidae
Exons: 18
Coding region: 146-3172 (1008 amino acids)
Biological process (GO): xenobiotic metabolic process
Cellular component (GO): cytoplasm; intracellular membrane-bounded organelle
Molecular function (GO): oxidoreductase activity, acting on paired donors, with incorporation or reduction of molecular oxygen, reduced flavin or flavoprotein as one donor, and incorporation of one atom of oxygen; iron ion binding; heme binding
Source: RefSeq, a predicted model, not a curated record
GUUGAAUAGUCCUGCUGCAUAAACUUUUACUCGAGAUCUCCUCCUCUCACCUGAAAUAACCUUUGAAGUGAAGUUUAAGCCCCGCCCCUCUCUAUUAAAUACCAUCGCUCUGCAUUAACAUUAAACCACAGUAUCCACUGGUCCGAUGGGGUUUUCAGAAGUGCUCCUCUCCAGUCCCGGCUCCGUUCUGGGGCUCGUCCUUUUCUUGAUCCUGUUCUGCCUGGCCUAUAGUGGUCUGGACUCAGAUGGGGGACCCCCAGGACCCAGACCAGUCCCAGUCCUGGGGAACCUGCUGCAGCUGGACCUGAAGAGACCCUACCAGACCCUGACUCAGUUUGCUCGUCAGUACGGCCCCGUGUUCUCGGUGUGGUUGGGCCCUCAUCGGGUGGUGGUCGUGGCCGGGUACAAGACGGUGAAGGAGGCUCUGGUGACCCACGCCGAGGUGUUUGGAGACAGAGAAGUCCCGCACAUCCUGAAGGAGACGCUGGACGUGAACAAAGCCGGAGUGAUCUGGGCCAACGGAGACGCCUGGAGGGAGAUGAGACGCUUCAGUCUGACCAACCUCAGGGACUUCGGGAUGGGCCGGAGAGUCUGCGAGGACAAGAUCCGAGAAGAAGCCCAGUGUCUCAGCCAGGUCUUCAACGAGUACAGAGGAGAAGCGUUUGACUUGACGGAGUCGGUGAACUGCGCCGUGUCAAACAUCAUCUGCUCCCUGGUCUACGGCAGCCGCUUCGAAUACGACGACCCCGACUUCAUCACUCUGGUCCAAAACAUCAACAGGAACAUGCAGCUGCUGGGCUCCCCGUCCAUUCAGAUCUAUAACCUGUUCCCGUGGCUCGGGCGCCUGGUGCCAAACAGGAAUGAAGUUAUGAAAAACAAGGAGGAAGCUGAAGAACAGAAUCGAAGGUUUUUUCAGAAACUGAGAGAGACUCUGAACCCACAGAUGUGCAGAGGCUUCGUGGACGCCUUCAUGCUGACUCAGGAAAAGGAGAGCGGCGUUCCUAACUCUCCGUACCACGAGGAGAACCUGCUCCGGACGGUUCUGCAGAUGUUUGCAGCAGGAACCGACACCACAGCCACGACUCUGAGAUGGGCCUUUCUGCUCAUGGCCAAGUUCCCACACAUCCAGGACCGGGUUCGUGAGGAGAUCUUCAGGGUGAUCGGAAGUCGCCAGGUCCAGACGGAGGACAGAAGAGACAUGCCCUUCACAGACGCCGUGAUCCACGAGACUCAGAGGUUCGCCAACAUCGUCCCAAUGUCCCUGCCCCACAAAACCAGCCGAGACAUCACCUUCCAGGGACACUUCAUCAAAAGGGGCACUCAGGUGUGGCCGCUCCUCACCUCAGUGCUCUACGACGAGAGCGAGUGGGAAAAGCCUCACAGUUUCCAUCCGGAUCACUUCCUCCACAAAGACGGAACGUUCAGGAAGAGAGACGCCUUCAUGCCCUUCUCUGCAGGUCGUAGGAUUUGUCUGGGAGAAUCUUUGGCUCGGAUGGAGUUGUUCAUUUUCUUUGUGACGUUGGUGCAGAGUUUCCGCUUCACUGCGCCCCCUGGUGUUCGUGAGGAGGACCUGGACCUGAGCGCUCGGGUCGGCCUCACGCUGAACCCUGCGCCGCACAAACUCUGCGUCGUGUCCUGCUCUGUCACUCGUUCUCGUUCUUCUCUCUCGUUCUUGUGUCGCUCUGGAGCCGACAUGGCCGUCGAGCUUUUUAUCUCCGUCUUUUUUCUUGGAUUUGUGUCACUUCUCUUCAUUGGUUAUUGCAUGUCCUCAAACUCCAAUGAGAAGGAGCCUCCUGGACCCAGACCGCUCCCCAUACUCGGAAACCUGCUCAAACUUGACCUCAAAAACCUGCCCGAGUCCAUAUGGAAGCUCUCGGCGGAGUACGGGACGGUGUUCACGACGUUCCUGGGCGCGGAGAAGUGGGUGGUGCUGGUCGGGUACGAGACGGUGAAGGAGGCUCUGGUGGAACACUCCGAGGCGUUUGGAGGAAGAACGCCGACCGUGAUGAUGGAGGAGACCGUCCAGGGACACGGCAUCACCUGGUCCAACGGAGACACGUCCAGGGAGAUGAGGAGCUUGUUCCUGAAAGACUCGUUUAAUGUGGAAGACCUGAAGCAGAAGAUCUCAGAGGAGAGCGAACAUCUGACCAACGCCCUGAAAAAACUCAACGGAGAAGCGUUUGACACUUUCCAGACUCUGAACUACGCCACAUCAAACGUGAUCUGCUCUGUGGUUUACGGCGCUCGCUUCCAGUACGACGACCCUCAGUACUGCACCAUGAUCGACCAGCUGUACCAGCGCACGCUCCUGUCCGGCAGCCCCUCCGUCAAGAUUUAUAACCUGUUCUCGUGGAUGGGCCGCUGGGUCGCGCGCUCCGUCAGGGAACAGAUUCUGACGAUCAUGGACACGUUCAGAGAAGAAAACCUGGUGAUGUUCAAACGUCUGAGAGAGACGCUGAACCCACAGAAGUGCAGAGGCUUCGUCGACGCCUUCAUGGUCAAACAGACGCAGCUGCAGGAGUCUGGAGCGACGGACGGCGUGUUCACCGAGGAGAACCUGGUGCACUCGGUCAUGUCGUUGCUCGUGGGCACACAGUCGACCUCCACGGUCCUGACGUGGCUGCUGCUCCUGAUGGCCAAAUACUCACACAUACAGGACCAGGUUCGUGAGGAGAUCUUCAGAGUGAUCGGGAGUCGUCAGGUUCGGAUGGAGGACCGAGCGGACCUGCCCUUCACGGUCGCAGUAAUUCACGAGACUCUGAGAUAUGCCAACUUCGCUCCCAUGGGCAUCGGCCGCAGAACCACCCAAGACAUCAACUUCAAGGGCUACUUCAUCAAAAAGGGGACCACGGUCUGGCCGCACCUCAGCUCCAUCCUCUUCAACGAGAGCGAGUGGGAAAAGCCUCACAGUUUCCAUCCCGCUCACUUCCUCCACAACGACGGAACCUUCAGGAAGAGAGACGCCUUCCUGCCCUUCUCUGCAGGUUUCAGGAUGUGUCCCGGAGAAGGUCUGGCCAGGAUCGAGCUGUUCACCUUCUGCGUGACUCUGAUGCAGCGUUUCCGCUUCACUGCGCCCCCUGGUGUCACCGAGGAGGAACUGGACGUGACCCCGACGCCUGGUUUCAUCACGAGACCCAAGCCCCAGCCCCUGUGCGCCGUGUCUCUGGACUGAACCCGACACCUGAGCAACGACAAAUAUCUACAGCCAUCUGAGGAAAAAAAAUAAAAAAAUAAAAAAUGCUUCUCUCGCCUCGUUUUUUCUCGACUCUUUUCCAGCAGGUGUGAGUUUUGGGCUUGGGCCUCUCCAACGACACUGAUGGAAAAGUCAUUUUGGGGUCAAUAUGUAUCAUGGAGACUUUUCUUAGUAUUUGUGGAAAACUUUUUGUUAUUUUUCUGUUCUUUUUUUUUUUUUUUUUUUGGUUUUUCAGUGGACACAAAAUGUUUUUUAAUCGUGAAACUGCAGAAAUAAACUCAUUUCUCAAGUCA